Clupea harengus (Atlantic herring) is the source of this 738-nucleotide messenger RNA. RefSeq names its product transmembrane O-methyltransferase homolog. The record is from RefSeq and is a predicted model, not a curated record. Gene Ontology annotation, biological process: dopamine metabolic process; catecholamine catabolic process; developmental process. The coding region runs from base 1 to 738 and encodes 245 amino acids. Gene Ontology annotation, molecular function: catechol O-methyltransferase activity. The transcript is spliced from 3 exons. Lineage: Eukaryota; Metazoa; Chordata; Actinopteri; Clupeiformes; Clupeidae.
AUGGUUUCCCCGGCGAUCGCCCUGGCGUUCCUCCCCCUGCUGCUGACGCUGUUGAUCCGGUACCGGUUCUAUAUGGUUCUGCUGUACCGCGCGGUCCUGGUGCGCUGGUUCUACGACUGGCUGACGGGCCUGACCCGGGAGGAGCGGGCCUUCCAGUACGUCCUCACGCACGCCACGCCCGGAGAACCCGACACCAUCCUGGAGGCCUUCGACAGCUGGUGCAGCGACGUGGAGUACAUCAGCCACAUCGGCCCCAGGAAAGGUAAGAUCCUGGAUAAGCUGGUUCUGGACACCGCCCCGCUGGUGGUGUUGGAGUUGGGGACCCACUGUGGCUACAGCACGAUCAGGAUCGCACGGGCACUUCCUGUGGGGGCGCGGCUUAUCACCGUGGAGAUGGAUGAGCGGAAUGCACGAGUAGCUGAGAAGAUCAUUCGAUUGGCUGGCUACGACGAUGACCAGUGCGGUGGGUUUGUGGGCUACGCAGGCGGGUGGCAGUGCGGUGGGUUUGUGGGCUACGCAGGCGGGUGGCAGUGCGGUGGGUUUGUGGGCUACGCAGGGUGGCAGUGCGGUGGGUUUGUGGGCUACGCAGGGUGGCAGUGCGGUGGGUUUGUGGGCUACGCAGGCGGGUGGCAGUGCGGUGGGUUUGUGGGCUACGCAGGCGGGUGGCAGUGCGGUGGGUUUGUGGGCUACGCUGGGUGGCAGUGCGGUGGGUUUGUGGGCUACGCAGGCGGGUGGUAG